AUGAAACCCUUCUUCCAACUUCUAAGGAAGAAAGCAAACUUUGAAUGGAGGAGCCAGUGCUCUGAAGCACUAGAAGAUUUGAAGAAGUAUCUGUUCUCACCUCCUCUUCUAUCCACCCAUGUCGCCAAUGAAGAGUUUUUCCUUUACGUGGCUGUUUCUAAUCAUGCUGUUAGUGCAGUGCUGCAGCUCGCUAAGAGCUUCAACAAGAAUGUGCAUCCAAGGCAAUUCCUACCAGGUGACUUGGAACUCAGGAAGGUGAUGGAUCACAAGAAAGUUCCUGGAGAAGAGAAACUCGGUGCUAACUGUGAGGGGCUCUACAAGGUUACUUCAGCACUUGGCAAUGGUACGUACUAUCUAGCCGAUUUAGCAUGGAAGAUAAUCCCUAGACCAUGGAACAUUGCCAACCUAAAGAAGUACUUCCAGUGA
Camellia sinensis is the source of this 426-nucleotide messenger RNA. The record is from RefSeq and is a predicted model, not a curated record. NCBI's taxonomy places the organism in Eukaryota, Viridiplantae, Streptophyta, Magnoliopsida, Ericales, Theaceae.